GGGCGUCCAUCUUGGGCGUUUCUGCUUUGUGCCCGGCCAUUUCGUCCGGCCUGCCGAUCCCAGAAGCCUCUUAAGGCUGGACGGACUGAGCUCAGAAAGAUAUGGGCUAGCUUCUCUAAGGGGUUAGCAAGCAGAGCGGGUCUAGUAGCUGAUCAUGAGCCUCUGAAAACUUCAGCUUCCUGGAAUUUCCACAUUUGCUUUUAAUUUUGCUCCUUCUAUACCACUGGCUCCGGAUUGCAUGUCUGGGUUUUGAGCAGAAAAAGCUGCCUGGUGGAUCUGCACAGCUAAGAACAAGUGGGUCUUGUUCCAAAUCAGCCAGAGGGAGAUUCUAGGACAACGGGGCUGUCACUUGGCUUGGAGUGGGCUGGAGUGAGGGUGAAGCGACACCUCCUUCCAGCUGGACACAGACUGGUGAGCUGAAGGGGAAACUCUGAGAUCCCACUGCUGACACCAUGACCUCAGAAGCUGACGGGAUCUGCCCAGGGGGCAAAGACUCUGUUAUCAUUGAGUAUUUCCUGGAUCCAAGGAACAAAGAGAAACUGCAAUGCCUGCUGAGUGAUGAAUCCUGGGAGACAUUUGUGGCGGCGGCCGAGCUAUCCUGGGAUAAGGCAGGUGCACUCUACGAAGACUUGAGCCAGCUGGGAAGAAACGCGGCCUUGGACCGGCUGCACAGGGAGAGGUUUAUGAAGGAGUUUCCUCAGGUGAAACAGGACCUUGAGGAACGCAUACGAAAACUCUACGCACUUGCAUAUCGUUUUGACAAGGUGCACAGGGACUGCAACAUCACCAGUGUGGCGGCCUCUACCACCGGCAUUGUGUCUGACAUUCUGAACAUCAUUGGCCAGUCUCUGGCACCUGUGAACGCACAAGCUAGUCUGGUGCUCUCGGCAACUGGGAAGGGACUGGGGGCAGCAGCUGCUGUGACCAGUGAGUUAGCCAGCAUGGUUCAAGACUUUAACAACGAAUCAGCCGAAGUGGAAAUCAGUAGCCUAGUGUCAACUGGCAGCAACAAAUGGAAGGUGUUUGAGGACGUUGUACGUCACAGGAACCCCCAAGCUGAUGUCUUAGCAAAGAAGUGCUUCGAAUCCCUGCAAGACAUUGUGAACAAUGCUGAAGCCUGCAAGGUGGCCUGGACCAAACCUCACUUAGCAGCCGAGGCCAAGAGCUUCCUGCGCACGGGGGCAACCUCAGAUGAAAGCAGCGAGCAGCUGCAGCAAGCUUUUGGAGGCACUGCUCUGGCCAUGAGCAAGGAAGCCAGGAUGAGAGAUAUAGCCACUUCUGGCUUAUCCUUAGUGAAGAAUACCUUCAGCCUUGUGCAGGAAUCAAGGCGCUUGCAUAAGGGGCAAAAGACACAGUCAGCUGAAGAUUGGAGGCAGCAGGCCCAGGAGCUGGAGGGAUGGCUGGGGGAACUCAGCCACAUACACAACAUUGUACAGAAGGCAGAGCUGGGGCGGCACAGCAAGCUGGUCUGCAAGGAGAUAGAGGAGAUCGUCAGGUCCAAGGACGACGUAGGCACGAGUGUGCGUGAGCGGAAGAAGUCUAAGCGGGCCCUGGAGCAGCAGGUGGAGGAGAUGAAGACCCAGCUGGAGGAGCUGGAGGAUGAGCUUCAGGCCACCGAGGAUGCCAAGCUGCGGCUGGAGGGGAACCUGCAGGCCGUGAAGGCCCAGUUCGAGCGGGACCUGCAGGGCCGGGACGAGCAGAGCGAGGAGAAGAAGAAGCAGGUGCGUGUGGCCCUCCUCCUCCAGGGUCAGGGCGCUCUCGGCAUCUGGGCAGAGGUGGGCACUGAGUCCCCCACCCCGCCAGGUUUCCACUGGCGUCCCCUCUCCUUUCUCUACCUGGAUGGUGGAAGCCUCCCUGGCCAUGUCUUCCAGUCCUCUGUCCUGGGGAAGUGGGGGAAUGAGUGACCAUAUCAGGAUUUUUUCUGUUAGUAAUUCUCCUUGGCCCCUGAGCCCCAUGGAUCCACAGAGCUAGGCCAAACCCAUCUGGGCUCAGA
Molecule: messenger RNA, 1993 nt
Organism: Myotis daubentonii (Daubenton's bat)
Lineage: Eukaryota; Metazoa; Chordata; Mammalia; Chiroptera; Vespertilionidae
Product: apolipoprotein L2-like
Biological process (GO): lipoprotein metabolic process; lipid transport
Cellular component (GO): myosin complex; membrane; extracellular region
Molecular function (GO): lipid binding
Source: RefSeq, a predicted model, not a curated record